UUCUCCUCCAGUCCCCUCCCCUGCAGGACCAUCGCCCGCAGCCUCUGCACCUGUUUUCUUGUCUUUAAGGGUGGGGUUUGCCCCCCUCCCCACGCUCCCAUCUCUGAUCCUCCCACCUUCAACCGCCCACCCCGCGAGUGAGUGCGGUGCCCAGGCUCGCUUGGCCUGAGAGGUCGGCAGCAGACCCGGCAGUGCCAACCGCCCAGCCGAUCUGACUGCUCGGGCUGCCUGCCCGCGCGGCGCGGGCUGUCCUGGACCCUAGGAGCGGACGGAACCGGACUUGCCUCUGGGGACCUUCCAGGGCCCUCUCCAGGUCGGCUGGCUAAUCAUCGGACAGAGGGACUGCACACAUCUUGUUUCCGCGUCUCCGCAAAAACGCGAGGUCCAGGUUGUAGACUCUCGUGCUGGUUGCAGGCCAAGUGGAACUGUACUGAAAAUGGGUCCAAUAGGUGCAGAGGCUGAUGAAAACCAGACAGUGGAAGAAAUGAAGGUGGAACAAUACGGGCCACGAACAACUCCUAGAGGUGAACUGGUCCCUGACCCUGAGCCAGAGCUUAUAGAUAGUACCAAGCUGAUUGAGGUGCAAGUUGUCCUCAUAUUGGCCUACUGCUCCAUCAUCUUGCUUGGGGUAAUUGGCAACUCCUUGGUGAUCCACGUGGUGAUCAAAUUCAAGAGCAUGCGCACAGUAACCAACUUUUUCAUUGCCAAUCUGGCUGUGGCAGAUCUUUUGGUGAACACUCUGUGUCUACCAUUCACUCUUACCUAUACCUUAAUGGGGGAGUGGAAAAUGGGUCCUGUCCUGUGCCACCUGGUGCCCUAUGCCCAGGGCCUGGCAGUACAAGUAUCCACAAUCACCUUGACAGUAAUUGCCCUGGACCGGCACAGGUGCAUCGUCUACCACCUAGAGAGCAAAAUCUCCAAGCGAAUCAGCUUCCUGAUUAUUGGCUUGGCCUGGGGCAUCAGUGCCCUGCUGGCAAGUCCCCUGGCCAUCUUCCGGGAGUAUUCGCUGAUUGAGAUCAUUCCAGACUUUGAGAUUGUGGCCUGUACUGAAAAGUGGCCUGGCGAGGAGAAGAGCAUCUAUGGCACUGUCUACAGUCUUUCUUCCUUGUUGAUCUUGUAUGUUUUGCCUCUGGGCAUCAUAUCAUUUUCCUACACUCGCAUUUGGAGUAAAUUGAAGAACCAUGUCAGUCCUGGAGCUGCAAAUGACCACUACCAUCAGCGAAGGCAGAAAACCACCAAAAUGCUGGUGUGUGUGGUGGUGGUGUUUGCGGUCAGCUGGCUGCCUCUCCAUGCCUUCCAGCUUGCCGUUGACAUUGACAGCCAGGUCCUGGACCUGAAGGAGUACAAACUCAUCUUCACAGUGUUCCACAUCAUUGCCAUGUGCUCCACUUUUGCCAAUCCCCUUCUCUAUGGCUGGAUGAACAGCAACUAUAGAAAGGCUUUCCUCUCGGCCUUCCGCUGUGAGCAGCGGUUGGAUGCCAUUCACUCUGAGGUGUCCGUGACAUUCAAGGCUAAAAAGAACCUGGAGGUCAGAAAGAACAGUGGCCCCAAUGACUCUUUCACAGAGGCUACCAAUGUCUAAGGAAGCUCUGGUGUGAAAAUGUAUGGAU
Nomascus leucogenys (northern white-cheeked gibbon) is the source of this 1610-nucleotide messenger RNA. RefSeq names its product neuropeptide Y receptor Y2 (gene NPY2R). Gene Ontology annotation, molecular function: neuropeptide Y receptor activity. NCBI's taxonomy places the organism in Eukaryota, Metazoa, Chordata, Mammalia, Primates, Hylobatidae. Gene Ontology annotation, biological process: G protein-coupled receptor signaling pathway. The record is from RefSeq and is a predicted model, not a curated record. Gene Ontology annotation, cellular component: membrane.